CAUCUUUUACUAACUUAAAAAAAGUUACUUUCUAUAUUGAUCUCUUAUAAAAAUAAACAGAACAAAAUUAAUGUUCUUAAAAAUAUGAAAUGAGAAAAUGGCAGAUAUUUUAAAACCAUUUGUGUAUUGGGCUCAAACAGAACAACAAAUUACAUUAAAGGUAGACCUGACUGAUGCUUGGAAAAGUGAUUAUAAAGUAACAGCUCGGCAAGUUGAUUUUACAUUGGGAAAAAAAUGUCCUGCUUGGUGGCCAAGAUUAACCAGUCAACCACAAAAGCCUUCAUGGUUAAAAAUAGAUUUUGAUAAAUGGACAAGUGAAGAUUUAGAUGAUAAUGAAGAUGAGAAGCGGGAUGUAUGCAGUGAUUAUCCUGACAUGUAUGACAAACUUCAUAAAGAAGAAUUUGGUUACAGAAAAGAAGAUUUCAAGAAGGUAUAUUUAAUUAUUUAUAAUCUUUGUCAAUUUGUUGGUUUUAUCUACAUCCUUACUGUAAUGGGAAUUAUGUAUUCACGAGAUGGGCCAGCUUCUAUGAAAGAAACAUAUACAGCUGUUGGAAAUGCAAUGAAGUUUAUACAACUUAUACAAUUCUUAGAAGUUAUGCAUUCAUUAUUUGGUUACACUAAAAGUAGUACACUUCUGACAUUUGUUCAAGUAGGGGGUAGAGCAUUCAUUUUAUUUUGUUUGAUUGAAGCCGAACCACGUAUGCAAACAAAACCAGUCAUUUUUUAUCUUUUUCUGGUUUGGAGUACAGUAGAGGUAUUUAGAUAUCCUUAUUACAUCACGCAAUUACUUAAAGUAGAGAUUUCAUUUUUAACAUGGUUAAGGUAUACAAUAUGGAUGCCUUUAUAUCCAUUAGGUUUUCUUUGCGAAGGAAUUAUAAUAUUAAGAAAUAUUCCGUAUUUUGAGGAGUCACAAAAGUUUACUAUUUAUUUACCAAAUUCGUGGAAUUUUGCAUUUCAUUUUCCAUCAUUUUUAAAGAUAUACUUAUUAAUAUUUUGUCUACCAUUUAUGUACAUGUUAAUGUCUCGUAUGAAUGAAGCACGCUAUAAAAAGUUGGGUAAAUCUAAACUGAAAAAGAAAUAUGCAUGA
This is a messenger RNA of Eufriesea mexicana, 1087 nucleotides long. RefSeq names its product 3-hydroxyacyl-CoA dehydratase 2 (gene Hacd2). Gene Ontology annotation, cellular component: endoplasmic reticulum membrane. Gene Ontology annotation, molecular function: 3-hydroxyacyl-CoA dehydratase activity. The record is from RefSeq and is a predicted model, not a curated record. Bases 98 to 1087 code for a protein of 329 amino acids. Gene Ontology annotation, biological process: sphingolipid biosynthetic process; very long-chain fatty acid biosynthetic process; fatty acid elongation. NCBI's taxonomy places the organism in Eukaryota, Metazoa, Arthropoda, Insecta, Hymenoptera, Apidae. The transcript is spliced from 4 exons.